Molecule: messenger RNA, 1088 nt
Organism: Scatophagus argus
Lineage: Eukaryota; Metazoa; Chordata; Actinopteri; Scatophagidae
Gene: pop5
Product: POP5 homolog, ribonuclease P/MRP subunit
Exons: 5
Coding region: 127-657 (176 amino acids)
Biological process (GO): tRNA 5'-leader removal
Cellular component (GO): ribonuclease P complex
Molecular function (GO): ribonuclease P RNA binding
Source: RefSeq, a predicted model, not a curated record
UGUCUCGUGUCAAGCGCAUCCAGCAUCGGUAUUGAUGUCCGUCCGACAGGUGGCGCUAGUGGCGACUCUCCGGGCAGCAGAUCGUUUUGUUGACGGAAGUUCCCACGGAAGAAGAGACGAGCCGCGAUGGUGCGGGUGAAGUCGAGGUACUUACUGUGCGAAGUGAACGUGUCGGAGCGGAGCAGCCUGCUGCUGCUGGAUGACCGAGCCGUCGCAGCGGCGGUGAAGGCGGCGGUGGCCCGCACACACGGGGACUAUGGAGCAGCCCUGUGCAGCAUCAGGUUCUCAGUGAAAUAUGUGAAUGCUCACACUGGCAUCGUGUUCCUGCGCUUCCCCAAGAGCUGCUACAGACUGCUGUGGUCUGCGCUGCCGUUCAUCACCAGCGUGGAAACUCACGGGCACAAAAUCCCCUGUUUCCUCAACUGUUUGCAUGUGGGCGGAACAAUUAGAACAUGUCAGAAGUUCCUGAUCCGAUACAACAGACUGCAGCUCCAUCGAAUGCUCCCUCAGUGUAAAAACAAAGAAGAAGAAGAACAGAUUCGCAGUGCAAUCCUGAAGUGCAGACUGCCAGGAAGAAAGAAGGAGGCUUUUGAAGACGAGUCGGCGAGUGAUGAAGAAGAGUCACGUGCAGUAAAAGGUGGCAGCGAUGAUGCCUGAUUGUUCUUGUUAAGGGACUGAGGGACAAGAAGGUGAUGAAGAAGAAAAACGCACAAAACCCUGUGGAAACGUGGUUUAGUGCAGCCGCUCGGAGCGUUUUGCACUGAACAAAACCCACAGGAUGUUCAUCACACUUUGUCACGUUAAUCAUUAAUAUCUUGGCCGCAUGUUUGAUCCUCAGAGCAGCUAAUGAGUUAAUAGUGUGAAGUGUUUCCAAAAAUAAAACACGCACACACCAAAACCAGACUGUGGUUUAAAGUCUGAAGAAACAGUUUUUGUUUAAACUAAUUAAUUUUAUAUUUAUACCAUGUUUAUGCUCAUUUCUAGUUUGUUUACAAAUAAAAGCAGUAUUUUUUAAGAUAACGUAUUUGUCAUGGUGUUCUGCACUCACGUGUAUGUAAACAUGAAUAAAAUCAGUGGCACACAGUGAA